Messenger RNA from Salvia splendens (bonfire salvia), 2118 nucleotides. RefSeq lists its product as uncharacterized. NCBI's taxonomy places the organism in Eukaryota, Viridiplantae, Streptophyta, Magnoliopsida, Lamiales, Lamiaceae. Bases 1 to 2118 code for a protein of 705 amino acids. The record is from RefSeq and is a predicted model, not a curated record. The transcript is spliced from 5 exons. Gene Ontology annotation, molecular function: nucleic acid binding; RNA-DNA hybrid ribonuclease activity.
AUGGAAGAGGACUACUGGCGUCAGAAAGCAGCAAUUAAAUGGAUGGCAGAAGGAGAGAGGAAUACAAAGUUUUUCCAUGGAUGGGUGAAGCAGAAGAGAAUCAAAUCAAGGAUCCAUAUGAUUGAAGAAAAUUAUCAGAUCCUCACGGAAGACAUGGAUAUCAGACACUCGGCUGAAAAUUUCUUCAAAAACCUGCUAUCUGACGAUGUCGGGUGUAUUGAGGAACCGGAUCUGGAUAUCCUUGAAUCCCUACCUGCCCAUGUGAACAUGGACCUGUUGGAGAGAACACCUUCAGAGGAAGAGAUAAAGCAGAUUGUGUUUAGCCUUAAUGCUGAAGGUGCUGCAGGCCCGGAUGGUUACUCUGCGUUAUUCUUUCAAGCUUGCUGGGAGAUUAUCAAGGCUGACGUGGUUGAUGCGGUGCGGGAUUUCUUUGCAGGAUCUCAGAUUCCGAGAGGCAUUGCAGCUACCCUUAUUGUGCUCAUUUCGAAGAAGAAAAAUCCUACAAGAUGGGCUGAAUUCAGGCCAAUCAGCCUGUGCAACGUUAUAAAUAAAAUAAUAUCCAAGCUUCUCACCUCUCGGAUGGCUCCUCUCUUGCCUAUGCUUACGGCCCCAAAUCAGAGUGGUUUUAUUAGAGGCCGGCUGAUAAGUGACAAUGUGCUCUUAGCGAAAGAGCUAUUUCAUGAACUUUGGAAGGGAGUGACGUCACCAAAUAUGGUUCUUAAAUUGGAUAUGGAAAAAGCAUACGAUCGAGUUCAGUGGCCAUUUUUACUUAAGGUUUUAAAGAAGAUGGGAUUUUCAAAUAAGUGGGUUGGUCUGAUUGAAAACUGCAUCUCCCCAUGCUGGUUCUCGAUUCUAAUUAAUGGGAGUGUAGCCGGCUUCUUCAAGUCGUCGCGGAGCCUCAGACAAGGAGAUCCUAUCUCUCCAUCUCUUUUUAUUCUGGCUGCAGACUAUCUUUCGAGGCUUCUUGACCGCCUCAUCCUCGGGCGUAAGGAGAUGAGUUCGACAGUGUUAGAACUGGUGGAAUGCCUACAAUCCUAUAAGAAGGUCUCGGGUCAGAAGGUUUUGGAUCCUACCAAGGGAGCCUUAAGGCAGAUUGAGCAGGUAUUGGCCCGGUUUUUGUGGGGAUCUUGCAACACCUCAAGGAAAACGCAUUGGGUUAAAUGGCAGCAGGUGUGUCUGCCGAUAGAGGAGGGCGGUGUGGGGAUUCGAGGCUUGGCGGAUGUGAUAGAGGCGUUUAGCAUUAAGUUAUGCCCGAUGUGGAGACGGUUGUUUAAGGUGGGAAGCUUAUGCCGGGAACAGGUUAGAUGGGUACUUGGGAAUGGGGACAUCAACUUUUGGCAUGAUACGUGGGUGAUGAAUACACCCCUUGCGGAUCUGUGCAACCUAGGCUCGGACAACCUGAAGUUAAAGAUCAAUGAAUUAUGGCUGGGUGAGCAGUGGAAUGAGAGAGAGCUGUGGUUACUGGCAGAAAGGACGGGACUGCCGGAGGAGAUCGUUGAGAAGAUUCUACAAAUCCCUUUUGAUAGAGGGGGCAGAGACAAAGGAAGAUGGAAGUUAACCAGAAAUGGGGAAUUUACUGUAGCGUCUGCAUGGAAUCUUGUGCGGAACAGAGAAAGAAAUGAAAAUGUCCAUAGAGAUAAGGUGUUUGAGGUGGAGAAUAUAAUCAAGAGUGUUAAUAUGAAGUUGAGACACUUGGUGUUAGCCAAGUUGUUAGGGCCUGACCAGUGGAGAGAGUGUAGGCCGCUGUUGGACGUGAUGUCUGGCAUGGUCUCGGAGGUGCGCAGGAGGAAGGUGGGCAGGGUGCAAUGGAGGCCGCCGGACUUGUUUUGGAUAAAAAUCAAUGUGGAUGGAGCUUUUAGGCAGCUGACUCAGAAGGCGGGUGCUGGAGGGGUUCUGAGAGAUAGUGAGGGGGAGAUUCUUGCUGCCUUUUCUGCAGGUUUUGAAGCUGGGUCGGGGCUGGAGGCUGAAGUUUUGGCUCUACUGACUGGCGUGAUUCUUGCGAAGCAAUAUGGCAAUAGAAUUUGGAUAGAAGCUGAUGCGAGUGCAAUGGUCCGUUGGUUAUCCUCUGAUCAGUUAGGACCGACUGAUAUCUGUGUUGAAUUGGCGAAAGGGAACUAG